AUGACGAUGAUGAUGAUGAUGAUGACUGUGUGAAAUAAUAAUUAUCAAAGUGAUUUACUUGAAGAAUUCUACGAAGAAUCUUGAAGUUAUAUUCUUGGAUUAUCAAUUACAUACGGAAUAAUGGACGGUGGUCCGUUCGACGAUCCAAUAUUUUCCGACUUUAGUGGUCGAGGUGGUACCGGGGUUCACAGUAUUCAAGUGAUGCUGGGUUUACACGGCGGACAUCAUGGAAAUGACUUGAUGCCGACAGGUGGACAUCUUCAUAAAUUGGAUUCCUCAAAUAGUCCACCACCUCAUCAUCAAACGGCUCAUCAUCAUUUGCAACAACAACAACAACAGCAGCAGCAACAGCAGCAGCAACAACAACAGCAACAACAGCAACAACAGCAGCAACAGCAACAACAACAAAAAGAAUUGAAGGAAUUGGAAUUAGCUGGUAUGUACGCACCCUUACCUCAAACUCCGGAUGUAACAACAUCUACGACCACCACUGCAACACCGACUUCUACGACCCUGCAACAAGGUCUUCAACUUGGUAAUUCUCUAAAAAGGAAGCCGGAUGAUCCUAUGAACUCUCUUGCACCAGUGAGCGGUGAAACGCAAUCGGCUAAGAAGGACUCGAAAAAGAAGACCGAUAAUAAUGGAAUCAAAAAAAAGAAAACCAGAACUACCUUCACUGCCUUUCAAUUGGAAGAAUUGGAAAGAGCGUUUGAACGUGCACCUUAUCCUGACGUUUUUGCUCGCGAGGAAUUAGCUUUAAAAUUAGCACUAUCGGAAUCUCGAGUACAAGUCUGGUUUCAGAAUCGACGCGCAAAAUGGCGGAAAAGGGAACCACCGCGUAAAACUGCCGGUUACAUAGCUACCGGUUCUGGUAGUCCUGGUAUCUCAGGUUCAUUCCCGUCUUUGAAUAAUACGUUAAAUCCGUUUGCGUCUCCGGCAACAGCAGCAGCGCCACCUGAUGCUUGGACCUAUACACCAGCUUACGAUUUAGCGCCACAUUUGAAUCUUUUAAGUCCUUCCAAUUCGCCAUACACGACGUCUUUUGGUGGUCCUAGCAAUAACGGAUCGGCAUAUCCUUAUGCAACGAUGUUGCCUCAACACGAUGCUUCUUUAUUUUCUCCACCUACAAGCAACACUAUGCGCGUUCAUCAAGAUUAUAUGAACGCUAGUAAUAGCCCACCACCACCUUUAACGCGUAAUGAUUAUCAGACGAUGGUUACAACAACUCAUUCACCUCCUACUCAUCUUGGUGGUUCAAUGUCUGAGGAUGAACAUCAACAAAAUAAACAGUUGGAUUACGUAAGUGGUCUUAGUCCAGCUGAUAAAUAUCAGCACGACCAAACAGAUUAUUCACAACAACAGCAACAACAACAGCACGAUCAGAAACAAGAAUAUGGUAUGCAUUCACCGCAAGGACGUCAAAGUAUAAAGGAUCAGGUGAUGGUCAAGAGCGAACCUAACAGCCAACAAAGUUACGUGCAGUUGCCUCCUUUUCUCAACUGACUCGAAAGCCAAUUUCUAGAUUUAUUCUAGAUGGCUUUUAUCGUUAUUACUCGGACUUUACCACGUGAAUCCUUGUGCCUAAAAACUCAAGAAGAUAUUAUGAUUCUUUCUUCUUUUCAUUUUAAUGCGACAUUCUUUAUUUUUUAUUACGCAGAACAUCCAACGUAGAAAAUUAGUUUUUUGUUUUUUUUUUUCUACGAGAACA
This is a messenger RNA of Polistes dominula (European paper wasp), 1708 nucleotides long. It is a transcript of the gene repo, whose product is annotated as homeobox domain-containing protein reversed polarity. Gene Ontology annotation, biological process: regulation of transcription by RNA polymerase II. NCBI's taxonomy places the organism in Eukaryota, Metazoa, Arthropoda, Insecta, Hymenoptera, Vespidae. Gene Ontology annotation, molecular function: sequence-specific double-stranded DNA binding; DNA-binding transcription factor activity, RNA polymerase II-specific. Gene Ontology annotation, cellular component: nucleus. The record is from RefSeq and is a predicted model, not a curated record.